UGUAGGGACUCGUUGGUGUGCUUCCUUGUGCGAGAGCGUGGAAUGGGGAGCAGAGGACGGGUGUGUGUAGACCUAAAAAAAAGGGAGAAAGGGAGAGUGAGAAGCCAAUUCAUUAGUUUGGAAAUGUGGACAGGUAGUAAAACCAUGUAAAUGAUCGAGAAAAGGGAGAGAUGUGGUCUCAUCAGAGAGGAUGUUUGCAACAUAGCAGAUUGCAGUUGGACCACUGAACUGGUGCUCCGUAGUGUGAACAAGCUAACUGUCUGUGAGAUUUCAGAGAGAGGGGGGGAAGAGCGGGAGAGUUACUGACACAGAAACAAAGCUGAGGGAGAAAGAGAGAAGCAAAGAGAAGCAUUAGACAGUGGACUUUCUGUUCCUUUCACUAACAGCUGAGAUGGAGGAGUAUAAUGUGACAGUUGCUACAGGCACAUCAGAGUAUUCAGGGACCAAUAACUACAUAUACAUUACUCUGGUGGGAGAGAAAGGAGACAGCGAGAGAACAACACUGGAUAACCCUGGACUGGACUUCUGUAGAGGAGCGGUGGAUGAAUACAAGGUGUGUAGCCCGGGUCCUCUGGGUCGUGUCCUUUUGGUGCGUCUGGAGAAACAGAGGUACUGGGUAGAGGAUAACUGGUUUUGUCUCUAUGUCACCGUGGCGCCACCAGGUGGUGGUACAGCCCUCACCUUCCCCUGUUACCGCUGGCUCAUAGGAGAUGUCAAGGUGGAGCUACGAGAAGGCACAGCAAUGAGACUCAGUGACGACACCUCUCCUCAGCUUUUGGCUCACAGAAAAGCAGAACUGCAGGAGAGACAGGCGGUAUACAGAUGGGUUGCAUGGGCUCCUGGGAUUCCCAAGUGUAUUGAUGCGAAGACCGAGGCAGACCUUCAUCAGGAUGUUCGCUUCGACAAUGAGAAGAGGAGUGACUUUGAGAGCUCCUUACACUACGCUCUUCUAGAGCUGUCUUUGAAGAAGCUAGCCAUCAGAUUUGGGAAGUCAUGGGACAAUCUGGAAGACUUCAAACGAUGCUUCUGGAAACUCAGGAGCCCCAUAUCUGAAUACUGUAUGGAGCACUGGAAGGAAGACUCGUUCUUCGGGUACCAGUGUCUGAACGGUUCAAACCCCAGAAUGAUCCAGCGCUGCAAGAAGCUUCCGGGAAACUUCCCCGUCUCUGGAGACAUGGUGCAGGGGUCGCUGGCCCCAAGAACCACCCUUGAGAAGGAACUCAAGGCGGGUAACAUCUACUUGGUAGACUAUGCCAUCAUGGAUGGUGUUCCUACCAAUGUAAUCAGAGGGAAACCACAGUACAUCGCUGCUCCUCUCUGUCUGCUGUAUGAACACCCAGACCAGGGACUCAUACCCAUCGCCAUACAGAACAGCCUCAAUCUCAACAAGGUUAGUAAAGCCAUAAACAUACACGUUAUCCCCCCUCUUCUCCAGCUAGGGCAGACUCCUGGCUUGGACACGCCCAUCUUCCUGCCUAAAAACCCGCCCCUGGCCUGGCUAUUGGCCAAGAUCUGGGUCCGUCACUCAGAGUUCCAGGUGUUCCAGCUCCUGUCCCACCUGUUGAGAACUCACCUGGUGGUGGAGGUGUUCUGUGUGUCAACACUACGACAGCUACCUGCUGUCCAUCCAGUAUAUAAGCUCCUGGCUCCUCACCUACGCUAUACUCUGGAGAUUAACUGCAGGGGGCGCACUCAGCUCCUCUCAGCCGACGGCAUCUUCAAAAGGGUGGUGUCUACAGGAGGAGAGGGGCUUCUGAUCCUAGCCCAGAAUGAGUACAAAGUCCUGACCUACCGCUCUCUGCAGCCCUACCAGGACUUCCAGCAGCGCGGAGCCACCAACCUCAGAAACUACUUCUACAGGGAAUACAGCCUGAUGCUGUGGGACGCCAUACACAGUUUUGUCUCAGGGAUGGUGUCACUUUACUACCAUUAUGACAGUGAUGUAGUGGAGGACACUGAGCUGCAGGCCUGGAUAAAGGACAUCGCUGAGGAGGGCUUUGUUGAUGUGCCCAGAUUUGGUCUGGCCAGGGAACUACACAACAAGACAGAACUGAUCACACUGCUGAGUGUCGCUAUCUUCACAAGCUCAGCACAGCAUGCAGCCACCAACAAUGGACAGUUUGACUGGUGUGCGUGGGUACCCAACACCCCGUGCACAAUGCGCCACCCUCCCCCGACGGAUAAGGACGCUGUUACCAUGGAGAUGAUCAUGGACACCCUCCCAGACGUCAGCCAAACAUGUUUGGAGAUGGCGAUCACAUGGCACCUGGGUCGGCCACAACCGGACGCAAUUCCAUUGGGUCAGUACCGGGAGCAGUACUUCACAGAGUCCCAGGCCCAGGAGGUGAUUGACAAGUUCAGACAGGAACUGAAGGAGAUAGAGGAACACAUCCUGACCCAGAACGAGGGACUAGAGUUGCCCUAUCUUUUCCUCCUGCCCAGCCGCAUCGAGAACAGCAUCACUAUAUAAUAUACUGAACAGAAAUAUAAACGCAACAAAAGUAAAAAAAGAUUUUACUGAGUUACAGUUCAUAUAAGGAAAUCAGUCAAUUGAAAUAAACUCAUUAGGCCCUAAUCUAUGGAUUUCACAAGACUGGGAAUACAGAUAUGCAUCUGGACACACAAAAAAAAUGAAAUAGGGGUUGUGGAUCAGGAAACCAAUGAGUAUCUGGUGUGACCACCAUUUGCCUCAUGCAGCGCAACACGUCUCCUUCGCAUAAAAUUGAUCACGGUGUUGAUUGCGGCCUGUGGAAUGUUGUCCCACUCCUCUUCAAUGGAUGUGCGAAGUUGCUGGAUAUUGGCAGGAACUGAAACACGAUGUCAUACACGUCGAUCCAGAGCAUCCCACACAUGCUCAACGAGUGACAUGUCUGGUGAGUAUGCAGGCCAUGGAAGAAGUGUGCCAUUUUCAGCUUCCAGGAAUUGUGUGUAGAUCCUUGCCACAUGGGGCCGUGAAUGGCACGACAAUGGGCCUCAGGAACUCGUCACGGUAUCUCUGUGCAUUAAAAUUGCCAUAGAUAAAAUGCAAUUGUGUUGGCUGUUCGUAGCUUCUGCCUGCCCAUGCCAUAACCUGUUGACAUCAGUAAACUGCUUGCGCACAAUGUCAUACAUGUGGUCGGCGGUUGUGAGGCCGGUUGGACGUCCUGCCAAAAUCUCCAAAACGACAUUGGAGCCGGCUUAUGGUAGAGAAAUUAACAUUCAAUUCUCUGGCAACAACUCUGGUGGACAUUCCUGCAGUCAGCAUGCCAAUUUCACACUCCCUCAAAACUUGAGAGAUUUGUGUUGUGUGA
Molecule: messenger RNA, 3290 nt
Organism: Oncorhynchus gorbuscha (pink salmon)
Lineage: Eukaryota; Metazoa; Chordata; Actinopteri; Salmoniformes; Salmonidae
Product: polyunsaturated fatty acid 5-lipoxygenase-like
Exons: 15
Coding region: 392-2470 (692 amino acids)
Biological process (GO): lipid oxidation; linoleic acid metabolic process
Molecular function (GO): iron ion binding; protein binding; arachidonate 15-lipoxygenase activity
Source: RefSeq, a predicted model, not a curated record